AUGGAAACUACUUCAAAUCUUUGUUAUGAAGAUCUAAUCAAACAAGAAGACAGAAUCCUAAAGAGAAGAAGUUGUAACCGAAAUAUAAACAGACGGUUGGUUGGCUUCCGUAGGAUUUUCGGUAAUACGUACAAGAGAUGUUUUGUUGAGAAAAACAAGCUCUGCUUGGUUCUUGACUUGGAUCAUACCUUACUCCAUUCCGUAAAUGUUUGUGACGUAUCAAAGGAUGGUCAAGAUUAUCUCAACAAGAAAGCAGUUGUUGUUUCGUCCAACAACGAUAUCAAAGGUCUUGGUAGCAGUGGCGAUAAUUUGUAUAAUUACAGGGGAAUAUACACAAAGUUGAGGCCUCACACGAGAGAAUUUCUGGAACAACUCAGUGAUAAGUUCGAACUAUUCGUGUACACCUUAGGCACAAGGGAUUAUGCACAAAAUAUGGGUAGAUUGCUUGAUCCAGAAGGUGUAUUAUUUAAUUCGAUGGUAUCAAGGGAUGACUCCACUUUUGAAGACAGAAAAAAUCUGGAUAUAUUGGCCGGACCUGACGAGAAGAACACGAUAAUAAUCGAUGAUAACAAGUAUGUCUGGAAAGAGCACAAAAAUAAUCUGAUAGAGAUUGAUGAGUAUAAAUUCUUUACUAAAGAAAACGGAGGUCACAUAUUAAACAAGGGUGAAAAAGAUGCUGGUUUUGAUGAUAAAGAUGAAUCCCUAAAACCAUUCUCCGAACUUCUUCAACGUGUUCACAAGAAGUUCUUUGAGUUGUUCCCCGUUCCGAAGACUGAUGUUGAGCUUCAAGAAUAUAUCAAGUCUGUAGAUGUAAGACCAAUAUUAAAGACGUGUCGGAAGAACAAGUCAGGUAGAAAAGGGGAAGAGUCAAACCAAGUGCUACCGAAUAGAAUUGGAGGUGCAGAUUUAAGUGAAGUUCCCCGAGAUAACAGAGUGGAAGACUUACGAAAAGAAGAAAACAGAGUCCAGGAUGCUGACAAGACAUGUGAUCAAGAGCGUUCAAAAGAAUCCGAACUUGAAACUGACAGUGAGAAUAAGAUCUCUUCAGAUGAAGGCAUCGCAACUGGGAAAGUAAAAUCUCUCGAAACUAUUCUUAGUAGGUUUUCCGUGAGUUGUGUUCAAAUUAUGGAUAAACUUUUGAAGGCCACUUCUUUCCUAGAGGUUUCCAAUGGAGGUACCGCAGUUGACAUGAGAGCGUUUGCAGUGGCUUACAGACAUAGCUGA
This is a messenger RNA of Papaver somniferum (opium poppy), 1224 nucleotides long. Its product is annotated as RNA polymerase II C-terminal domain phosphatase-like 4. The transcript has a single exon. NCBI's taxonomy places the organism in Eukaryota, Viridiplantae, Streptophyta, Magnoliopsida, Ranunculales, Papaveraceae. Gene Ontology annotation, molecular function: RNA polymerase II CTD heptapeptide repeat phosphatase activity. The coding region runs from base 1 to 1224 and encodes 407 amino acids. Gene Ontology annotation, cellular component: nucleus. The record is from RefSeq and is a predicted model, not a curated record.